Messenger RNA from Paralichthys olivaceus (Japanese flounder), 4639 nucleotides. RefSeq names its product rho GTPase-activating protein 6. The record is from RefSeq and is a predicted model, not a curated record. Gene Ontology annotation, biological process: signal transduction. Lineage: Eukaryota; Metazoa; Chordata; Actinopteri; Pleuronectiformes; Paralichthyidae.
AAUGCGCAUAGGAACACAGCAUGGGAACAGAUGUGUCUCGCUCCUUCUCCAGAGGCUGCAUUCAAAUGCAUCGCACCCCAUCACUUUCCAGCUCCCCAUCUGCUUGUGCUUGAUGGUUCCUUCUGAUGGGGCAACACCAGAUCCCUGGUUUGUAGUUGGAGCUUUAGAGAACUGCGCUGAUGUGAGAUCCAACACAAGGGGACAUGUCUGCCGCUCAAGGACUUCUAAACAGCGUCUUCUCCUGUUCCUCUCCCGCCUCCAAAGCCAUGACCAAGCGGAGGCUACGCCAGACCCGCAGCCUGGACCCCGCGAUUAUAAGACACUGUGACACCGGCACCGAGGGCGCGAGUCGAGCACCGUUCCCCGGAGCGCCGCCCGAGGACGCAGGUGCGUGUCCGGAGCGAGUCGCUGUGAAACCGACUUUACGCAUGAAGAUUCCGACGCUAAAGGAGCCCAUAACCCCGUCCCUCUCUUCCCCUUCCAUUCCUUUGGACGUUUCCCCAUCAUCCAACUUCCACUUUGACUAUGAAACGGUGAAGCGGGCCAAAAGGAAUACCGCCGGGGAUUUACCGUUUCUGGUGAGGGGACCCGGUGCCGCGCCGUCCGGGAGCACGGGCGCGCUGUUCUCCCCUCGGAGGUGGCUCCAAAGGAAGGUGCAGCCGACCAGCUCUCACGCUUACGUGGUGUGGAAAUCAGAGGGUGAUUUCACCUGGAGCAGCCUGUCAGGACGGAGCGUGCGCCUGACACCGGUUUCCAUCCAGAGCUUGUCAGAGCUGGAGAGGGCAAGGCUGCAGGAAGUGGCGUACACCCGUUUACACCAGGACUAUGACCUGGGAUGUCAGAUCACCAUGCCAAAAGAUGGACAGAAGAGGAAAAAGUCGCUGAGGAGGAAAUUGGACUCUCUAGCGAAAGAGAAGAGUAAAGACAAAGAAUGCAUACCCCAGGCCUUCAGCAUACCGCUCUCGCAGGUCAUCGCCAAUGACAGAACACACCGGCAGCGCCAGGAUGGUUAUCGUCAGGACCCUCCACAGCGCGAGGAGCACAAGGACUCCUCCGACCUUGUCUCAUCCAUUUUACAGUUUGCCACCAAGCGGCCAUCCAAUAAAGAGUUAUCAAGCAGUAACUCCUCACUGAGCUCUACAUCAGAGACGGCCAAUGAGUCAACGUCACCCAACACCCCCGAAGCUGCACCACGAGCACGCAGGAGGGGAGGCAUGUCGGUGGACUCCAUCACUGACCUGGACGACAACCAGUCGCGGCUGCUCGAAGCAUUGCAGCUCUCUCUGCCGGCCGAAACGCUGAGUAAGAAGGAGAAGCACCGGGACAAACGGCUGAGCCUUAAUCCCAUAUACCGCCAGGUGCCCCGGGUGGUUGACAGCUGCUGUCAGCACAUCGAGAAAUAUGGUUUGCAGACGGUGGGGAUAUUUAGAGUGGGCAGCUCCAAGAAAAGAGUCCGACAGCUGCGGGAGGAGUUUGACCGUGGUGUUGACGUCCAGCUUGAGGAGGAGCACAGCGUUCACGACGUGGCUGCUCUACUGAAGGAGUUCCUCAGGGACAUGCCCGACCCUCUCCUCACCAAGGAGCUCUACACAGCCUUUAUCAACACCACGUUGUUGGACCCAGAUGAGCAGCAGAAUGUCGCUCAGCUACUGGUCUACUUGCUCCCAGCAUGCAACAGUGACACAUUCCAUCGCCUGCUGAACUUUCUGUCUACUGUGGCCGCUCACGCCCACGACCGGCAGGACAAAGAUGGUCAGGAGAUCACAGGGAACAAGAUGACGUCUUUGAACCUGGCCACCAUCUUUGGCCCAAACCUGCUCCACAAGCAGAAGAGCUCCGAUAAGGAGUUCAGCGUCCAGAGCUCGGCCCGAGCGGAGGAGAGCACGGCCGUCAUCGCUGUGCUGCAGAGGAUGAUCGCCAGCUACCACACACUCUUCAUGGUGCCUCCAGAUCUGCAAAACGAGGUGUUGAUGAGCCUGUUGGAGACAGAUCCAGACGUGGUGGACUACCUUUUGAGAAGAAAAGCAUCACAGAGUCCCGAUCUGCUGCCAUCGGAGGAGCCCUUCACCCUGAGCGAGCGCCGUUCCUCCAGCGACUCCAACAAGGCGUACAGCGGCGAGGUGUCCCCUUAUGACAACAACUCCCCGGUCCUGAGCGAGCGGAGGGGAGAACCGGGUAGCCCGGGCAGCGAGAAGCACUUCCGUGUCCCAGAGCAGUACACCGUGGUGGGGCAGGUGGCUGGAUGGAGCAGGGAGCCGGGAGCACAUGACCCUUGGGGCACCAAAGACACUAUAUCGGAGGAGCACGUUAAUAUUUGGGGGACGUGGCACAGCACUCUGAAGCCAACACUCAAGGACCAGACAUUCACAGGUUCCCACGGCAACAUGUCAGAGGGAAGCUCCCGCAGCUCACAGGAAGGUCUCGACGGACUCCAUGGCGAUGGCAAGCAUCAAGCCACGGUACAACGACCCCACCCUCCAGUCACCAGAGUGUGUACAAGCCCUCAUGUUGAGACGGGGCGACCACGCCUGCAGCUAAACAUAGGCCCCUCGCCAGCGUCACACCUCAACAGCACGCUGGGCCUCCAGCGGGCGAGUGGACACAGAAUUAACCCGACCUCCAAACUUCAAGGCGGGGCGAACACUGGCAACGGCGGCCCUGCUGUGCUUAAUGAUGGCCGCUCUCCGCCUGCCUAUAACGCCCACUAUCAACUGGCUGGUUCUCAAAGCUCGCCUCAGCUCGCAGCCGCUCAGCGCCCCCCUCUUCAGCACGGGAGGUCGAUCGCGGCGCAGAGCAACUCUGCAUCGACGACGGAGGCCCAGAUGGUGCCACAGAGCCCGGAGUGGCAGGACUGGCAGAGGGAUCGGUGGCAGAUCUGGCAACUGCUGUCCUCAGACAAUGCUGACACACUGCCUGAAACGCUCGUGUGAUUGCAGGCCAUGAACUCACCAACCGGCAGCAUCAUCAAACCCCCUCAAUUCAUCCAUCCACACAUGGAUUCCAUCCUUCCCAUGAACCGUCUGUGCUCCUCCUGCAUCUCGCCUCAUGGCAUUGUUGUUUACGUGUGCAGCUGCUGCCUUAUACAGACUUGUACAUCCAAGAGCCACUUGUAUUUCUUGUUUCGUGUGGAUGUUGAAAAGAUGCUCCUGUUGCUCUCGUAUCUGUUUCAUUCGUAAUGACAUGUGAGCUUUGUAACGUGCCCAUCAGAAAUACCUCAAAAAAAAAAAACCUUCUCCUUCACACCUCUUCCGAAUGUCACAUCUGUCCACAUCUGUUUCUCUCACAAUGUUCAGUCUUCAUAUCUCAUUUCAGAACAAUAGGAGUGUUUGGUGUGUCGUAUUUUGAUUUCAUCAUUUUUACACUUUCACAAUAAAAUCAAAGAUGUAUUGACAAUUGCUGCUAAAUGUAGACGUAUGUAGUUCAGCCACAUCAGUGUCUAAAAAGAUCAAAUGUUGAAUUGUGUUUCCUGUGUCACAGAUUGUUUGUGUUUAUUCAAACUGUCGAUGUAAAGUAUAUACAGUCAUUUGUAAAUCUACCUUAAACUAAGUCGGCCAUUUAACAGACAGUCUGAAUGUUGGUGUUUUAUUCAGACUGCUGUUUCUGUCUUUAAUUAACACUGAAUGUAAAAUGCUUCACUUGUGUCAAAAUGCUUGGACCUAAUUAUAAAGCACUCGGCUGUAUGUUUGCUUAUGUGCUUCUGCCACCUGCUGCACGGGAGGAACAAUGUAUACACUAAUUUCAUCCAGUUCUUUAUUACUAAGGAGGGAAAAUCAUUUUCCUGCUAUUUAUAAAUAUAAAUAAACAGAAAUCUAAAUGCUCAAACCCAACACAACAGUGAUAUAUGUAUGUGACCGACUGACUGAUCCGUCUUGUUGUACCUCUAAUGCUCGACUGAAAAUUCCAACUGGGUGUGGACAUAUCACCUGAAUCAAGCUGUGGUUACGACUGAUUUAAAAAAAAGAUUCAAAUCAACCCAUAUCAAUCUCUCCAAAUCCUCUCAAAUGUCACAGUUAAGUGGGUAUUUGCUGGCAAAUAUUUCACAUUUUCAAGGUUUAAUGUCAUAUGAAGCAACUUCAGCCUUAAAUCUGGAGACGCUUUAUUUAAUUUCACCUCCUCUUGUGUUUUCCCCCAUUUGUUCUCUCCAAGAGACAGGGGAAGAAAAGUGGAAGGAUUAUCGUGGAAAGGGUUGUGGCGCCACCUGUUGUCAGACCACGUGCGGCAAAAAUCGAAUCAAAGCUUGUGAUUAAAGAUUAAAGCUUGUGAUUAAAGAUUAAAGCUUGUGAUUAUAAGCACCUUUUUGUGAAAAUGUAAAAGGAAAUAAAUGUGCCAUAGGUGUCACUCUUAAUUGUUUCCCCAUGCAUUGCUCAAGGUUCAUUUUGUGAAUUUGUUUUUGUAUUCCCUGGUGAGUGUUGUAAUAUAUAAAUACAAUAUAAAGCUUUUGUAUCAAGAAAUAAAAAAAACCCAAUAAUCCUAAAGGUCGUAGCUUUGUCUCCCCAAAACAGCACCAUGUUUAGAACCAAACUUUGUGUAACAAUGCUUUUCAGUUGAUAUUUUGGUGGGGUUUACUGGGUCCAAGUUGUAAUGGAAUAUCUGGUAAUUGCUUUUGUACUGUGUGUCAUCAUCAAUAUGCAACUAUGGA